GCUCUCAGCUGUCACACACACACACACACACACGAGCGCAGAGUUUCUCCGAACAGAAAGUGGUGUUGUCGGUGAACGGGAGCACCGCAGAGCUCGGGUUUGUCUCGUGUCGGCUCGUGAGAGAUGUGCUGGCAGCAUGGCCAGAUGGUUCAAGGAGCACCUGGGUUUCAAAACCACCAAAGCCCCGCCACCGGCGCCUCCGAAACCGGACUACCGACACUUCCACACCGCCGUCUCCAGCCUCCAGCCGCCGCCGGGCACCGGGUUACUGUCCGCGCAGCCCGACAUCCUCACCGCAUACAAACUCCAGAAGGAGCUGGACUUCGAGGAUCCGUACACACCGGGCGGAACCGUGCCCUUCUGCACCGGCCCGAGCUCCGCGGCGGAGGUGAAGUUCGUGUCUCCGAAGCACCGGCUGAUCAAGGUGGAGACCGCGGUCAGAGCCCCGUGCUCCCCGCCCGCUGAGCCCGAGGACGGCACGCAGGAGAAGCUCAUCAUCCUAGAGGACUAUGCUGACCCCUUUGACGCAGCGGACCAGGCGGGCGGCACCCAGACAGUCACAGAAAAGCCCACGGAGAAUGACGGCUACAUGGAGCCCUACGAAGCUCAGAAGAUGAUGGCUGAGAUCCGAGGCGGUCGCGCUCCUAAAGACGGUCCGGUCCAGCAGCAUCCUCUCUACGACACCCCGUACGAGCCGGAGGAGAACGGAGCAGAUCCAGACGGAUGUGUGUGUUCCCGCGAGAGCAGAUUACCGCAGGACGACGAGAGGCCGCCGGAGGAGUACGACCAGCCCUGGGAGUGGAAGAAAGAGCGCAUAUCCAAAGCCUUCGCAGCACUGCUCUGUUAUGACUGCAUUAGUCAUGAGGACUCGAGCGGCGGAGCGUCCAGGAGAGAUCUCCACAUCUCUAGAUCCUCCACAGUGGAGAUUAAGGUCAUUAAGGAUCUGCCGUGGCCUCCUCCGGUCGGGCAGCUGAACUCCAGUCCUCCGCUGAUGGAGGCUCCGUCCUCUCCGGGAGACCAGCUCCAGCACGUGCAGUUUGACGGCGUGGAGAAGGAUCUGAAGCACUCGAGCGGGAGGAUGAGCUCCAGCGAGCCGAGUGUGGGCGAGCGCAUCGACCCGGCCGUGCCUCUGGAGAGUCAGUUCUGGUAUCACGGAGCCAUCAGCCGCACGGACGCCGAGGCUCUGCUGCGCUUGUGUAAAGAGGCCAGUUACCUGGUGAGGAACAGCGAGACCUGCAAGAACGACUUCUCGCUCUCGCUCAAGAGCAGUCAAGGUUUCAUGCACAUGAAGCUCUCCAGGACCAAAGACAAUAAGUACGUACUGGGUCAGAACAGCUGCCUGUUCGACAGCGUUCCUGAGAUCAUCCACUUCUACUCCAGCCGCAAACUACCAAUCAAAGGGGCCGAGCACAUGUCCUUGCUGUACCCCGUGGCCAUCCGGACACUAUAGAGGCAGAAGCGCUGCAGAAGCAGGACGUUCGUUCAGCGUUUACAAGACAACGACAAACUAAAGUGCUACUGAGAUCCCGAAGACAAUAAGGGAGACUCCUGGACGUCGCCUCCGUCUCGGACGCGGUUUCACUGUCCUCCAAAUGCCUUCUUCGUGAUUCCAGACCCGUUUUCUUCUCAUAAGUGGAUCUUUAGUCUUAGACUUGCACUCACACUUAAUCUCCACUGUUACACACUGUACAGAAACCCGAAACUCGCUUGGACUUUACUAUUCGGAUGUGUAUAGUUGCAAUUGACGUUCUUCAACAUUAAAUCGUCACAGUAAACGAACAAAGACACUGAAUCGUACUGUAGCGAAACCUCAUCGCCUGGACUUUCUGUGACGGUAUUGUCAGUCAGUUGGGUUGGGUGAAUUAUUCAUUAUUAAACUUUAACAUCAGAUCAUACAGAAAAAUAAACCUCAGAAGACUGAAAUCGAGCGUUCGGCAUUUUCCAGUUAAGACCCACAGAUGUAAAGAGCAAUCGAUACGCAGACAGAUUCAUUAAGUCCCUUAAAAUAGCAGUAAUAGAGCAGAGCGAGGGGAGAAGAGAUGGAUGGUGCCUUUCAAGUGCACUUGGACCGGCGGCUAUGCAGAACAGCGUGAGAAAGGACCUUUUAAUAUAACGUUCAGAGAGAGUCACUUCACCAGAGUUUAGGAUGAUCUUGACCAAGGAGAAUGAAAUAUUCCUGUAUUGUCUACCUCAGAAAAUCAAUUGUGUCCGUCCAUCUGCCGGUCGAUAAGGUACAGUGACGUUACAGAUAUCGAUCGUUUAACUCUUUCAGUCUCAAAUUCCCAGCAAGCUUUGCCUUUCGGUUUGAGAAUAGCUUCUUCUUCACCCGAACGCAAUCAGACCUUCAUUUCUGUGCUGGUGUGACUCUGUUUGGGUAAUGCCUUAUACUGUAAGUGCAUGGUUUAAAAAAGAAAUCAAAUGGAGAACGCUGCAGUUCGAUGAAUGUUUAGUGGCUUUAAUUUAUUAUAGAAUUUUUUUUUUUUAUAUAUAUUGCUAUAUAUAUUGCUGAUGUCUUAGUCCAGGUAAGACAAUGUUUUUCAGCCUGUGUGUGUGUGUCAAUAAUCUGACCUUAAGUGUCUUUGCGAUUGUCUGUCUGAAUACACUGAUUGGAUGCUGUUUGCCAUGGAAACCAUUUAGAGCAGCUCAGCCAAUCAGAGCACAGAUUUGUCCUGACCCUUCGUCUGACCUCUGGUUUUCCUUGUUUGCCAUCAUCCAGUUUCUUUUUGGUUUUUCUCUCACAGUGAGUGUGUUUAAAGCAUGUCCGACACACUUGUGGUACAGAUGUAAAGCCUGUAUGAUUGGUUUACCUUCAUGUACCUGAUUGAUGUUUUUAUUGUUUAUUUAUCGUUGCCUCUCUGACAUGAUCUUUCAACCCUUAAAGGGACAGCUACACCUCCAAAAAUCUAAAUUGCCAUCAUUUACUGACCUUAAUCUCAUUAUUUUGCUGAAUGUCUUCAGCCGUUCUUUUCCAUACAGUAAGAGUUAAUUGGCGAAGUUUCUUCUGCACACCAAGGCUGCAUUUAUUAUUGAAAAUAUGGAAAAAUCUGUAAAGUUGUGAAAUAUUUUCACAUAUUAAAAUAAAUCUGUUAAAGUGUAAUUAAUUUCUGUGAUGCUCCGCUGUAUUUCCAGCUAACCGCUCAGUAUCUGUGGAUCCCCAGGAGCGAUGCAUGUGAAAUGUGUUUGUGUUUGUGUCAGACGGGCUCAGGAGAGACUCUUCUAGAUGUCAUUCUGUAGAAACAUGCUUUAAUAAGAGCAGAGAGCACAGGUCACACUACAGAAGAGAAAACAGAGAAUCAAAGGGAAGAUGAAGAUGAAGAAAAAAAAUGUAUGUAGCUACAUUAAUUGUUUACAACCACUGACCUUUAAAAAAAGGUCUAGAUAGGAUAGAUAUGUAUUCAUCACAUUAUCACAGCACAGGAAUCGUUGCAGUUGCUUUAAAAGUCUUUGGAGAUCUCAGUAUUGCAAAUGUAUGAAUAUCAUUGCAUUAUACAACAACAUCUACCAAGUGCCAUUCAUUUUAAAUAGAUUAGUCACAAGCAAAACGGUUGCAAAAAAGUUGGCUUUUAGAUUCGAAAUGAGGUAAAACAGUAGAUAUGACGAGAAGAAGACAAAAUGUAUUUGGUUGUUAGAACAUUAGUAAACAUUACUCUGAAAAAUAAAGCUGCUUUAUUGUCAUCUGUUGUACCAUGAGGGGGCUUUAAUAUCCCUGAACCUUUCAUCACACAAAAAGGAUUAUUAAAACGUAUUUCAGACUAAGAAAUAAAAAAAAAAUAUUUUAAAAUAAAUAAAUGAAAACUUCUGGAAAGCUUUAUUUAUAAUUGCUGUCCAUUUGUGUUUCUGAACGAUGCACUGCAUCUGUAAGACUUCAGACAUCCACCAAAAACACCAUGUGUUCAGAUUUGAGAAUGAAUCUGUGCAGUGGAAUCCAUACGUCAUUCACCAUGACCUAGGUGUUGAUGAAUAUAAAGUUUGUUUUAGGACUUUAUUUAAGGGAUUGGAAAGACAGCUUACUGGUCAGCAUUAAGAUUUAAAGUAACAUUUUCUAUUGAUUAUAUGUAAACAGAUGAGAUCAGGCAUGUUAGUUUAGAAGAGAAUGAAACAUUGUAGAAGUGACAGAAGAGUAAAAUAAAAGAGUGAAACAUCAGGGGGACCAGAGAGAAGAGGACAGAAAUGAAGACUGUGAUGAGGAAUGGAGGAGACUGAAUCUCUAGCUUUAUUUCCACUUGUCUGUGUGGAGAAAUGCGUCUGCAUCCCAUGCUGACAAGAGUACUAGUAAAGAAGGAGUGUGUGUGUGUGUGUGUGUGUGUGUGUGUGUGUGUGUGUGUGUGUGUGUGUGUGUGUGUGUGUGUGUGUGUGUGUGUGUGUGUGUGUGUGUGUGUGUGUGGAUUUCAUAUGUCUGAAAUGGGCUUGUUUUUUUCCCCAUAUCUGUACAGUUCCUCUCGCCAAAUGUAUAUAUGCUGAAUGUAUUGUUUGGGGACGUAGAGACUUUGAGAUUCUGACAAAUAAAGUUCAUGGGUCGAACUAAA
Carassius gibelio (silver crucian carp) is the source of this 4526-nucleotide messenger RNA. Its product is annotated as SH2 domain-containing adapter protein F-like. The transcript is spliced from 8 exons. The record is from RefSeq and is a predicted model, not a curated record. Gene Ontology annotation, molecular function: phosphotyrosine residue binding. Lineage: Eukaryota; Metazoa; Chordata; Actinopteri; Cypriniformes; Cyprinidae. Bases 137 to 1450 code for a protein of 437 amino acids.